Messenger RNA from Periophthalmus magnuspinnatus, 5239 nucleotides. Its product is annotated as zinc finger protein 850-like. The coding region runs from base 1 to 3882 and encodes 1293 amino acids. Gene Ontology annotation, molecular function: RNA polymerase II transcription regulatory region sequence-specific DNA binding; DNA-binding transcription factor activity, RNA polymerase II-specific. Gene Ontology annotation, biological process: regulation of transcription by RNA polymerase II. The record is from RefSeq and is a predicted model, not a curated record. The transcript has 15 exons. NCBI's taxonomy places the organism in Eukaryota, Metazoa, Chordata, Actinopteri, Gobiiformes, Gobiidae. Gene Ontology annotation, cellular component: nucleus.
AUGUCAGCAGCCGAGCCGUGGGACUCUCACGCCGAUGCUACGUCCGUGUGCCGCGGCUCAUCUCACCAGGGGCCGCUCAGCUUCAUUAGGCUCAAAACUAAAAGAGAAAGAUGCUGUCGUCAUGACUCGGAGCCGAGCUGUUGUGGAAUGUCCCACGCACCUACCCACACAGAGCGUCACACUGCCCCGGCACAGGAGGCAGCAGGCACUCGUGAACCCGCCUAUGUGGCUCUGGAAGGCGGCUCCAGACCAAAGUUCAGCCCUCUAGAGAGAAGGGGUGGGGCUGACCUCUCUGCUUUCUCACUAGAGGGCGGUAUUCCGUUUGUCAUACAAACCUCGGUCCUCAGUGGCCGUGCUGAGCAGAGGAAGAAGGGCCUGGUGAGUGGUGGAGGGGGUUCGACAAGAACCGUCCGAUCGGGCCAGCUCCUGCUCCUGCUCCUGCCCAUCCAGGCCUCCAGAGCCCACACAAAGCCGACCAUGGACCCCUUCGGCCGGUUUGGUGGCUCCUCGCUGUACGAGGAGCCAGAGCUCUCGUACCAGUUGUCCGUUUCUUUAGACCCUCAGCUCUUCAAACCCAUCGAUGGCAUAGAAAUGUCCCCUGAGCGCCCCCUUGUGUCUCCAGAGCCACAGUACAUUACAGUACCACAAUACAACCCACAACCACUAUACAUCCCACGACCCCCAGUUGUGAGGAGCCCCAUUGAGGAGACCUGUCAGGAUGAAGUCUGUGCAGAGGAGGAGGAGGCAGAGGAGGAGGAGGUGGUAGUGGAGGAAGAGGAGGAGAGGAUCCCUCAUGUGCAGAUGACCCCUCUCCCGCCCACUCCCCCGGAGCCGCCCAAGUACUGCUGCGACGUGUGCGGGCGCUCGUUCCCCAGCGGUGGCGGACUCAAGCGCCACUCCCGCACUCACACGGGGGAGCGGCCCUUUGUCUGCUCAAUCUGCGGCCGCGGCUUCAACCAGAUCGGCAACCUCAAAACACACUACAAAGUCCAUCUGGGUAAAAAAGCCUCCGUAGAUUUUGGCAGCGUGAGUGCUAUCAUGAACAUGUCUGCGCUCCCGAAGCCCUCCCCGCCCGAACCCAAGCCCCCGCACAACCCCUCCACCCUGGACGCCGAGAUCUUCUUCUGCCGCCGCUGUUCUAUCGAGUUUGAGGAGAAGGACCAACUGGAGGCGCACAUGAGGAUCCACAUUAAGCCCAAGCCCUACUCUUGCCCCGACUGCGGCAAGAAGUUCAUUACGGAAAAGUACGUGGCAGUGCACCGGAGGAUCCACACGGGGGAGCGGCCGUACCAGUGCUCAGAGUGUGACCACGCCUUCACCACCAUGAACAACCUGAAGACCCACAUGACUCUGCACACAGGGGAGAGGCCCUUCAGCUGCUCCUUCUGUGACAAGAGCUUUCGGGUGAAGACCCACCUGAACAAGCACUACGAGGUUCACCUGAAGACGCGACCGUACAUCUGCUCCGUGUGUGGGAAGGCCUACACCCGCGCAGAAGGGCUGACGGAGCACUUCAGGCUGCACACUGGAGAGAGACCCUACGUGUGCGCCCAGUGUGGAAAGAGCUUCAGCUACCGCCAGGGUCUGCUGCAACACAACCGCACCCACGCAGGGAAACGCAUGGGCCCACAUCGCCAGCUGGGCCGACCGAAGGAGCAGCCCAGCCCUGACCGAAGUGGAAAGAUGGGUUCUGAAAAUCCAGAUGAGCAUGGGCCGACGAUCGACCUGGGUCAAGACGAGCUACACGUUGGAGGUUUAAUCAAUUCAGAUGGAGAAGAGAUGGACUUUUCUGAGCCAAAAGAUGGCAGUGAGUCCAUGUUUGGACAGGGGCAGGAUGAGCGGCCACAGUCUGACACCCUCUGCCCUGUGUGUGGGAAAGACUUCCAGUAUGCGUCCAAACUGCAGCGGCACCUCCGCACGCACUCCGGAGAGCGGCCCUUCCCCUGCUCCUACUGCGGCAAACCUUUCACGGAGAAGGGCCUGCUCAUGGUGCACGAGCGUCUGCACACGGGAGAGAAGCCUUUCCCCUGCAGCUUCUGUGACAAGAGGUUCACCAGUCAGGGGGAGAUGAAGCUCCAUGAGCGCACCCACACAGGGGAGCGGCCCUACAGCUGCCGCCUUUGCGUCAAGAGCUUCUCCAGGCACUGGCACCUGAAGAGCCACCUGGAGGCCAUGCACGCCCACGUGGUGGAAGGCUUCAUCCGCAAGAAGUUUCCUUGCUCCCAGUGCGAGAAGAGCUGUAACUCUGCGGCCGAGCUCCGGGACCACCAGAGGACCCACACCGGGGAGCGGCCAUACCAGUGCUCCUUCUGUGACAAGGCCUUCGCGUUGGCAGGCACCCUGGUUCGACACGAGCGUCUACACACAGGCAUCACGCCAUACCACUGCACAGAGUGUGGGAAGACCUUCUCUCAGCAAUGGACCCUCACCACCCACAUGCGCACUCACAAUGGGGACCGUCCCUACAAGUGCUCCCACUGCGACAAGUCCUUCGUGACCCCCGGAGAGCUGCGCAGACACAGCCACAUCCACUCCGACGAUCGCCCCCACGAGUGCCCCGAGUGUGGGAGGCACUUCAAACUGGCACAGACCCUCCGCAACCAUAUCAGGACCUGUCACCGCAAGCCUGGCCAGGAGAGUGCUCAGGAAAGGGGGCACAACUCAGGGCGGGUCACCACAACUGAAGGUCCUACUGCUGACCGCAAAAUGGUUAACCAGCGUACAUCUAACCGGGCUCCAUUUAACCGGCCUGCAGAUGUCCAUUCUACUGCUACUGACCAGCCGGUCCACCGUCCAAGGGUUCCACAGACCCCCUCCCCAGCAGCAGCCCCCCCUCGCCACGCUGACCCCCAGAGUGAGGCGGAGUCCCUGGAGCACCUGGACCACAGCUCUAGUCCUGUCAGUGUGGUGGUGAAGGAGGAGGAGGAGGAGACACCUCUCUGUGCUGUAGGAGCGUCCAGGAGGGAGCAGCAGCCCCAGAGGGACAGUCCACAUGAAGCCGUGAGAAAGCCUCCAAAGAAACGCAAAGUCAAGGUCCGAGUGAAGAAGGAGGAGAAGGAGGAGGAGGAGCCCAUGAACUUGUCCAUGAUGAACUCUGCUAAAGUGAAAAGGGGGAAGUGCCCGGGCAUGCCCUCAAAGCAGGAGGAGCUGGAUGACCCGUCCAAGAGCCCGUUCUGCUGUGGUCUGUGUGGGCGAGACUGUCGGAAGAUGUCCGCUCUGCAAGUGCACAUGCGCAUCCACUCAGGAGAGAAGCCCUACUGCUGCUCCUACUGCGGGAAACAGUUCACCCAGAGAGGCCAGCUCACCGGGCACCUCAAGAUCCACACAGGGGAGCGGCCUUUCACCUGCCCCGACUGUGGAAAGAGCUUUGCCCACUCUGGAGCCAUGAACCGACACCGACUCACCCACACUGGAGAGAGGCCCUACCACUGCCAAGUGUGCCCACGCACCUUCAACCAGUCCGGCCGCCUGCGCGAACAUGAGAAGAUCCACAGCGGAGAGAAGUUUGACUGCCCGCAGUGUGGUAAGACAUUCACCCGCGCGUCCAGCCUGAAGAACCAUGUGCGUCUGCACACGGGUGAGCGGCCCUACAUGUGUGACCUGUGUGGGAUGGGCUUCACCCGCUCCCAGAGCCUCCGCCUGCAUCGCCGCAAGCAUCUGGGCCUCCAACCCAAAGAGGAGCCCGGAGAGCCCGACGAGCUGGAUGAGAGCAUGUUUGAUGACUUCUACAGUGACCACAACUCUCCUAUUAACAUGUGUAUAGCUGACCAACAGGACUGUGUCAACGGGAAGGGCAGUGAUGAGCAGAAGGACCAGUGGUUAAUAGGACACAGACUGUUUGACCCAGCUUCUCCUCACACCUCUGACCUGAACCACACAUAACACUGGGGCUGGCCUCCUACAUUCCUUUACCUCUGCUCCGUGUUCUACUGUUCUUUACACCUGUCCUCUUUUGGACCUCUGCUCAAUCUUCUAUUUAUCUGUCCUCCUCUGGACCUCUGCUCCAUCCUCUACCCUCCUGUCCUCCUCUGGACGUCUGCUCUGUCUUCUACCAUCUGUCCUCCUCUGUACCUCUGUUCUUUCUUCUUCACAUCUGUCCUCCUCUGUACCUGUUCGUUCUUCUUCACAUCUGUCGUCCUCUGUACCUCUGCUUUACCUUCUACCCUCCUGUCCUCCUCUGGACCUCUGCUUUACCUUCUACACAUCUGUCCUCCUCUGGACCUCUGCUUUACCUUCUACACAUCUGUCCUCCUCUGGACCUCUGCUUUACCUUCUACACAUCUGUCCUCCUCUGGACCUCUGCUCCGCCUUCUACAUCCCUGUCCUCUGGACCAAAAGACCAGGCUGUGCACAGUGCGCUCAUCACUACCUAAAACUAUAUUUAUUUGGUGCACAUGUGUAUACAGCAGGUUCUUCCUGGUCCCCUCCUCUUGCUGUGGAUGAUGGAUGGAUCCUCUGUGCUUUCUCUCAGUCCAGAUUCACACGGAGCACCCAGGGCCCAUGUGGCCCUGUAGUUUAUAUUUGGGCCCUAGAGGCAAUGUCAUUGUGCUACUUUACCUCUGGUGUUCACAGCACAUCUACUGGCCUGGUUGACACACUACAAAUGUAGUAACAUUCUUUUUUACUUUACUCAGCACAGCAUUAAUGGCUGUAACAGGAACAGGACACAACUUAGUUUUUCUACUAAACUGCAGGUUCAAAGCAGUGUUCUGGUGCAUAAGCCAAUGUGUGGGCCUUACCACCUCCUCUUCAUGCUUGUUUCACAUGGUUUAGCUCUCCAGUCGUGAGGUUUAAGCCUUAGGUUCAUGCAGUAUAUGACUAUGGCAGGUGAGACUCCUUUUUUCAGUCUGAUCAGAACAAGACAAGAACAAUCUACCUGAAAUCACUUUGACCAAUCAGUAUUUAGUCCCAGCAGAGUUUUUGUUGACGAUUCCGUUCACCUUUACAUGUAUAUAUGUAUUCAGUGAUUAGAAUGAUGAUUAUGGGGCUUGUGAUGUCUGUGGAAGUCAUUUGUUUUCAUGUGUAAAAAUACUGUAAACAACACUCACUUUCAAUAAGUGCAAUUGAUAUUCGGGCUUUAAAGCGAGACUUUAGCAGACUGUUACAGUUAGCCAAAAUGUACAGUGUGAAAUGUCUUAAUAAUCAAUGUGUCUUGUGUUGGACCCCUCCUGAUGUAGAGCAGACCUGCUGCCUCUAAACGUGUACGUUUAUAUCCAAAGCUCUCCAGUAACCAUUUCAA